UGAAGUUACUGAAGUUUGUUGAAGUAAAGUGAUAGCGAUAGCGUGAUAGCAGAUGAAUGGUGAUGUGAUAGUUUUUUUUUCGGAUUUCUUUAAGUUUGUUAGCACAGCAAUAAUCUAAAUCACUAAUCAAUAAAAUAUCGAGCUGCAGCUAAGUGAUCUUUUGUUUUGUUUGUGGAAAGUAACAUUAGUUUGGCAGACAUGGUGGCAUUAUGUGAAUAUUAGCAUUGACUAUAUAUACCUACAGAUAUUAGGCACAGUAACAGAGGUGAGGUGUUUGUGUCAUCAGAAAAGCUCAUCACAUCAAUGUUUUUAACUAUUUAAUUUAUCCUUAAGAAUUGGAGGCAUGGCUGGUUUUACAGACACCGCUCUUUCAAAGAAAUUAGACGAUUUGAAUGCUUCUCAACAAAGUAUACAAACUUUGUCUCUAUGGCUCAUCCAUCACAGAAAACACCACGAAGCCAUUGUGAAGAUGUGGGCACGAGAGUUACAGAAAGGAGAUGAAGGAAGGCAACUUACACUCAUGUAUUUGGCUAAUGAUGUCAUACAGAACAGUAAAAAGAAAGGACCAGAGUAUGGGAAAGAGUUUGGCACUGUACUGAAGAAAGCUUUCGAAACUAUUGGUACAAGAGUGCAUAAUGACAAGACAAAAAAGAAUAUCAACAGACUGCUUGACGUUUGGGAAGAGAGAGGAGUCUACAGCCGCUCACAAAUUGCAGACUUCAGAAGAGCGUAUAAUCCCAGUUCCCAAGAACCUUUAGUUGUGUUUGGACAUGCUAUUCCUGAGAACCUCCAACAAGCGAUUUCAGAAGGAGAGAAGGAUGAGACGCCACCGCCACGUAAGAAGUCACGGGCCAGCAACGGGUCGCUGAGUCGCACUGGCAGUGUCAAGAAGGAGAAGGAGGUGGAGGUGGAUGGUCACAAGGAGAGAAGAGUAACCCUGAGUCCUCAGACUCCGGCGGGAGACCCACCAGAGCCUGAGGAACUCAUCAAGGCUCUCCAGGACUUGGAGACUUCUGCAUCAAGUGAUGCAGUAGUAAGAGAGAAGAUUGCCAGUCUGCCUCCAGAAGUCUCUGAAGUCAACUUACUUUCUAAACUGGAAGACAAGGCAGCAGCCGAGCGGUUGGCCAAGCAGGUGAACGAGGCUGUAGGGCUGAUGGCAGAGUACAACACGAGGCUACUGAACGAAAUGGAGGACAGGCGCAAACUCGCACAGAUGCUCCAAGACUUCAAGCAGGCGCAGAAAGACCUCCUAGCACAGGCUGAAGCUACGCUUGAUGAGUACAUGGAGAAGCUCCAGAAGGUCAAGCAGGUGCAGAAGGAGGUCAGAUCUCACAUGCGCAACCUUCCGGACAUCACACAGUCCGCCACCAGUGGCCUGGCACCUCUACCAUCUGCCGGAGACCUCUUCAGACUCAACUAAAGACUGACUCUUCGAUUUGUUACCAAAUUUGCCUUUUUGAAGAUGGCUGAAUGGAACUACGAUACUACAACACUGCAGUAGUAUUAUUUCUCUGUUAUUUUAUUUGAUUUUUUGCAAAGCACAUCAUUUUUAUGUUUUGAUGUUUUACGCGUUUUUGUUUGUUUUGUUUAAUCUGCUUUGUCUUUUGCAAAGCUGGUUUACAACAACUGUUUUAAGGGUAAUUUGUUUAAAUGUAACAAAUGAUUAUUGUAUAUACCUAUCAGUAUAAAAUAAAAUCAAUGUUUUUAACUAGUUCAACAUUUCUAUUGUAUGUAGAUUAUAAGUAUGUAAUAAAUCAUAUUAAUUGUUGAGUUAUCAAAUACUACAAGAGAGCCUAUGAGCAAAUCACCCAUUUAAUCCUUGAGUUUAUAGUUUUUCAUUGAGGUAAUUCAGAUAAUUAAUUGGAGUUCAGAUAAUUGUUGUUAUGAUUUAGUUCCAUAAAAUUUGAGGCUUUACCAAAUUCUCACAAUUCCCCUGUAAUUUAAUUUUUUUUAGUGAAAUUCCCAUACAGUAUAGGGAAUAAGCUUUAAUCAUAGGUCUUGAUUACACCGAUUUGCUUUUUCAUUUUGAGGUUCCCAGAGACCAAAAACACCAUCCGUUCAAAUUCAUUUGUAUACAUUGUGUAACCAUUAGCCCGAAAAAAUUAGUGUUUUUAUAAAAUUUGGUCCAAACGUGUAAACCUACAUUUAAUUAGCUUGAUUGAACUAUGGAAACUAGGUUUAUGGGCUAAAAAUUAGUUUUCAUGUUUUUGACCCUAAAAACGUGAAAGUGUAAAAUUGCUUUCCACACCAUUUUGUGGAGCUUAAUAAAGAAAUAAUUUAGUAUAUUCAUAUUGAAGCAUUAUUGUAUGCCUAACGGUUAUGGAGAAAAAAAGAAAAAAAGACUUAAUUAAAACUCUCAUGUUAUUCUCAUGAUUUGGGGGUUAAUAAACUGUUGUAGUUUGCUUGUUUAUGGAUAUAUUUUAAUACAAUUUGGCAAUUUUGUUUAUUUCAUACUAAGCCAUCAACAUUUUUGUAAAAAAACACAUUACCUUCUCUGUAGCAGCAAACCUAUGUAGCCGUAAAACUAAUGUUAUUUAAACAGGAAAUAAAUCUCUAAAGGGAAUAUUUAAGUGGAAAUGUAGCCAGGUAAAUAACAAAUUUGUAAGUCUGCAGGUUUACUGAAGUGGAGGUAUUAUUUCCAAUCGAAAACCACUGUAAGAGUUCCUAACAGAAACACUGGGGCCAGUUUUUCUUUUUUCCUUUACUUCACAUGAUUUUUCAUUGUUUUCUAAUCCACCUAUUUCUAAUGAUUUUAACAAUAUGACAUUGAGUAAUCAAACAGUCCUAGAAAUGAUCUACUUUGAUAUUUUUAAUUUGUACCAAUGCGUUUUUUCCUUUCAAUAAACAUAGAGAAGUAACAAAAAUCAAUAAUUCUAUCCUAUUACUGUAAAAAUAUUGUGUGUUGAAUCAUUUCUGAUAGAUUUAUUUUAGAAAAGUAAUUGUAAUUUGUAAAAAUAAACAAAAAAUGUAAAGUUUUUUUUUUAUCAAACCAUUGACAUUGAAAGGUGCUAUCAUCCUUCUCGUCCUAUUGUGUAGUCUCUGGCCUAUAUUUAUGUAUAAGUAUUCAUGUGGGUGGCAAUUGAGCGUUAAUGUUGAUUGUUUUUCUCUCUCCUAUUUGGGCAGAGCAUAUGAUUUGUGCUAUAGUCUUUAGUUUUAAUGACAAAGUAGUUUUAUUUUGUUAAAAUAUUAUUACAAUCCUCUAAUCAAUUCUCUUCAAGUGAUCCAAAAGAAUAAUUCUUUAAGUCUAUAAGGAGUAUGUUUAAUCCAUGAUCAGAAUACUAAUAAUUCCUAUUGUCAACUUAAGUUGUAGAAAUGUUGAACAUAAUUUUUGUGUAUAUUUUGAUGAUUUUUCACUGUGUUCAAGUCACUUUAGUUUUUAUGCAUUUUAGUUUGCAUUCAAAUAAUUGUUAGGUACAGUAUAUCAUUUUUAUGUAAGGUUGUCAAAUUUAUCAAGUUGUUUAAAUGAUAUUAUGUU
This is a messenger RNA of Macrosteles quadrilineatus (aster leafhopper), 3475 nucleotides long. Its product is annotated as regulation of nuclear pre-mRNA domain-containing protein 1B. The transcript is spliced from 8 exons. Bases 344 to 1420 code for a protein of 358 amino acids. Gene Ontology annotation, molecular function: RNA polymerase II complex binding. Gene Ontology annotation, cellular component: RNA polymerase II, holoenzyme. NCBI's taxonomy places the organism in Eukaryota, Metazoa, Arthropoda, Insecta, Hemiptera, Cicadellidae. The record is from RefSeq and is a predicted model, not a curated record. Gene Ontology annotation, biological process: mRNA 3'-end processing.